Molecule: messenger RNA, 162 nt
Organism: Haemonchus placei
Lineage: Eukaryota; Metazoa; Nematoda; Chromadorea; Rhabditida; Trichostrongylidae
Source: the annotation of a GenBank genome assembly
AUGCGUAGCCUGUCUUUAUCGUCCAUUAUUUUAUUGUCGAUAAUAAAUGUUGUCAUAGCAAUUCGCUGCUAUUCCGGUUUGAAAUAUAUUGUCGGCCAGGACGAGUAUCAAGACUCAGGUGAAUUUAUUACUUACAGUUCUUCUUUGUACCCCGUCUUGUGA